ACUAUUAUUCUUAAUGGCGGAUCUGUUAUGAUGAGUGAUCAAUACACGUACAAUUCCCAAGAAUUACAUUCAUAUCGUUUACAUCAACUAGAAAAAGAGAGUGAAUCGUAAGUGGUAUCACUUAUCUACAAUUCUUGUUUCAAGCAAUUGAAUGUCAACUGUUCCGAGUUUAUAUUUGUGUAAUUGUGGAGCGAGAUGAACCUGAUAAAAUCGUGAGUGUAACUCAUUAUUUCACUAUUAAUACCGCCACUAGUACGAAUCUUUUCCAUCUUAAUAAUUCCUCUUAGUGAAUCCUAUUGGAGCGACGACCAAGUCACUGUGAGGUAAACCUUGUGUAGUUUGCUUAAGUCGAUCGCUCUUUCAAUGCAAUCUCGAAUAGGCUGCAUUGAUUUAAUUUUGCAAGUUUUUAAUAUAUUAUUUUUUGUUUGAAACGCACUUGCGGAUUGUUCUUUUAUUUUCAAUUAAUGUUCAAAAGAAUUUAUUAUCUUCAAAAAGUUCUUAUAAUUUGUAUUUUUAGGUAUGGAUCAUCGAAUAGGAGGUCGGAUGAAAUUCCGUUAAUGGUGAGUGAUGACGGUUUUGACUCAGAUGAAAGUGAAUUUCUCAUUCAACCCCGACGACAGAGAUCGGACCGAACCGGGUGCUGCAGCAAGAUCUUUUCGUUCUUUACAAAUUGUUGCAACAGGUUAUCCGAGGGUUUGGCAAAAUCUUGCCGAAAGGAGAAGGAAUACAAGUCAAGAUCAGUGUUAAUCGGAAAAGAGAAUAGUAAAUAUGCCGAAGUCUUUCCUCCAAAUAUUAUUAGAAAUCAGAAAUAUAACAUCUUCACUUUUAUACCAUUGGUACUUUUCGAACAAUUUCGAUUCUUUUUGAAUCUCUACUUUUUAAUUAUGGCCCUUUCACAAUUUAUUCCUGAAGUUCGCGUUGGAUAUUUAUAUACAUAUUGGGGACCAUUAGGAUUUGUAAUUUCUGUUACUAUGCUAAGAGAAGCAAUAGAUGAUAUUCGACGUUAUAGAAGGGAUAAAAUAAUUAAUGGUGAAAAAUAUAAAAAAUUGACUCCAAAUGGAGUAAUUAAGAUUUCAAGUUCAGAAAUUCACGUUGGUGAUUUAAUUAUAAUAGAAAAAGAUCAGAGAGUUCCUGCAGAUGUAGUAUUUUUGCGAACUACUGAAAAGAAUGGGUCAUGCUUUAUUAGAACAGAUCAGCUUGAUGGUGAAACUGAUUGGAAGUUAAGACUAGCUAUAAGUAAUACGCAACAACUACAAUCGGACGAAGAAUGCUUUAAUAUUAAUGCGCAAGUUUAUGCUGAAAAACCUCAAAAGGAUAUUCAUAGUUUCAUUGGUACUUUUAGCAGAUCUGAUGAAAGUAGUUACGAAGAUUCUUUAAAUAUCGAAAAUACACUGUGGGCAAAUACUGUUGUUGCUUCCGGCACUGCCUUAGGUAUUGUUAUAUAUACAGGUAAUGAAACUAGAAGCGUUAUGAAUACAUCUCAACCAAAAAGCAAAAUUGGUCUUUUGGAUAUUGAGAUAAAUACUCUCACAAAGAUGCUAUUUUUCGCUGUUGUAGUAUUAAGUUUAGUUAUGAUGAUAAUUAAAGGUUUUGGUGGUCCAUGGUACAGUUUACGCGUCAAUUUGGAUAUGGGUAAAGUGGUCUAUUCGUAUUUCAUUCAAAAAGAUAAAGAAAUGCCUGGAUGCGUUGUCCGUUCAACAACAAUUCCAGAGGAGUUGGGUAGAAUCACCUAUCUUUUAUCAGAUAAAACAGGGACUCUUACACAAAACGAAAUGGUGUUUAAAAGACUUCAUCUUGGUACAGUCUCAUUUAGUUCUGACUCAAUGGAUGAUGUAAAAAGUCACUUGAGAACAAGUUUUCAGAGUAAAUCCGAAGGCUCCGGUAAAGUUAGGAAAACUGUAGUAUCCAGGGUUCAUGAUGCUGUGAAAGCAAUAGCCCUUUGUCACAAUGUAACUCCGGUUUUCGAGGAAAUCGAUGAAACCCCAGAGCAAAACGAAGCUAAUAUGCAAGGCUCUGAAUCUGUUGUUUACCAGGCAUCAUCUCCAGAUGAGGUUGCUCUAGUCAAAUGGACAGAAUCUGUUGGAUUAGGAUUGGUUAAAAGGGACCUAAAUUGUAUGACUUUACGAUCCCCCGAUAACCGUCACCAUGAAUAUGCAUUACUAAACAUAUUUCCGUUUACUAGUGAAACUAAACGAAUGGGGAUUAUAGUUAGAGAUUCAUCAACAGGAGAAAUAACUUUCUAUAUGAAAGGUGCUGACUCUGUCAUGCAGUCAAUCGUGCAGUACAACGACUGGUUAGAUGAGGAAUGUGGAAAUAUGGCUCGCGAAGGUCUUCGAACAUUGGUUGUGGCAAAAAAAUCUUUAACCGAAGAUCAAUACAUAGAUUUCGAACAACGUUUUAAUAACGCUAAAAUGAGCGUUGAACAAAGAUCAGCUCGUGUUGCAGCGGUAUUGGAGGGAUUGGAGAGAGAUAUGGAAUUAUUGUGUUUAACUGGAGUUGAAGAUAAACUUCAAGAUAAUGUACGGUCAACACUGGAGCUUCUACGUAACGGAGGGAUAAAAGUAUGGAUGUUAACUGGUGAUAAAUUAGAAACGGCUACUUGCAUUGCUAAAUCUUCAAGAUUAGUAGGAAAAACUCACGGAAUUCAUACUUUUAAAACUGUUAAAACGAGAGAAGAGGCUCAUGCUGAACUAAAUGCUUAUAGAAGAAAACACGAUUGUGCUCUUGUAAUAACUGGUGAAUCAUUGCAAGUCUGCUUGCAAUUUUAUGAACACGAGGUCGUCGACUGGGCUUGUCAGGCCCCAGCUGUUGUUGUUUGUCGUUGCUCACCUACUCAAAAAGCUGACAUUGUAAAAUUAUUGAAAAAUCAUCAGGGUAAACGAACUUGUGCGAUUGGCGACGGGGGUAAUGACGUUUCUAUGAUACAAGCAGCUGACGCUGGCAUUGGUAUUGUGGGAAAAGAGGGAAUGCAAGCAUCCCUUGCAGCGGACUUCUCAAUUAGUCAAUUCGCCCAUUUGGGACGUCUUCUUUUGGUUCACGGAAGAAAUUCAUAUAAACGUUCUGCCUCGCUCAGUCAAUUUGUUAUUCAUAGAGGUUUAAUUAUAUCAACUAUGCAAGCAGUUUUCUCGUCAGUCUUUUUUUUUGCAUCAAUUUCCUUAUUUCCCGGCUUUUUGAUGGUUGGCUACGCUACUGUAUUUACUAUGUUUCCAGUAUUUUCCCUGGUACUUGAUAAGGAUGUUUCUGCAAAUAUAGCCAUGACUUAUCCCGAAUUGUAUAAAGAAUUAACAAAAGGUCGCUCUUUAUCGUUUAAGACUUUCUUUUUAUGGGUUCUUAUUAGCAUAUAUCAAGGUGGAAUAAUCAUGUACGGUGCUUUAAUUUUAUUCGAAAAUGAAUUUGUGCACAUAAUUGACAUAACAUUUUCAUCACUUAUUCUUACUGAAUUGUUAAUGGUGGCUUUAACUAUAAGAACUUGGCAUUACAUAAUGGUUAUAGCAGAACUUUUAUCAUUGGGAAUCUACAUAGCAAGCUUGGCUAUUUUAAAGAAUUACUUUGAUUCUGAUUUUUUGAAAACUCCGAGCUUUAUUUGGAAAGUUUCAGUGCUAACUGCAGUCAGCUGUAUUCCGCUUUAUGUUAUCAAAUUUUUAAGGAAGAGAUUUUCACCUCCUUCCUACUCAAAAUUAAAUUAA
Molecule: messenger RNA, 3686 nt
Organism: Dimorphilus gyrociliatus
Lineage: Eukaryota; Metazoa; Annelida; Polychaeta; Dinophilidae
Source: the annotation of a GenBank genome assembly